This is a messenger RNA of Neltuma alba, 1537 nucleotides long. RefSeq names its product protein ZINC INDUCED FACILITATOR 1-like. Gene Ontology annotation, cellular component: plasma membrane; plant-type vacuole membrane. NCBI's taxonomy places the organism in Eukaryota, Viridiplantae, Streptophyta, Magnoliopsida, Fabales, Fabaceae. Gene Ontology annotation, molecular function: solute:potassium antiporter activity. Gene Ontology annotation, biological process: transmembrane transport; regulation of stomatal closure. The record is from RefSeq and is a predicted model, not a curated record. The transcript is spliced from 17 exons. The coding region runs from base 69 to 1430 and encodes 453 amino acids.
GAGAGCCAUUGUUGAAUAAUCGGUACCAUGAGAACUGCCCUGGCUGUAAGGUGGAUCAAGCCAAGGAAAUGAACCAUGGCUUACCCGUAAAGCAUCUUCUCAACGUAUGGAUGGUGACUGUGUGCACCGCGCUGCCUGUAUCAUGUCUCUUCCCGUUUCUUUAUUUCAUGGUAAAGGACUUUGGUAUUGCGAAAACAGAGGCAGAUAUCAGUUCCUAUGCUGGUUACGUGGGAUCUUCAUUCAUGUUCGGCAGAGCUUUAACAUCACUUCCAUGGGGAAUAUUUGCUGACCGAUAUGGGCGAAAAUAUGCUAUAGUUAUAGGCCUUGUUGCAGUUGUUGUGCUAAACGCACUAUUUGGCCUUAGCACAAGCUUUUGGAUGGCUGUUAGCACAAGAUUUCUUCUUGGAAUCUUAAAUGGAUCUCUUGGACCGAUAAAGGCUUAUGCGAGUGAACUUUUUCAAGAAGAAUACCAAGCCUUGGGACUCUCAACUGUCAAUUCAGCUUGGGGCGUAGCUUUAGUCGUUGGUCCAGCAUUGGGAGGCUAUUUAGCUCAACCAGUGGAGAAAUAUCCGCAUGUAUUUCCAAAAGGUUCCUUAUUUGAUAAGUUUCCAUACUUCUUGCCCUGCUUUAUAAUAUCAUCCUUUGCACUUGCUGUAUUAGUUGCCUGUAUCUGGCUGCCGGAAACAUUGCACAACCACAAGGUUACUGAUGAGUCCGAUGAGGAUGCAGAAGCUUUAGAAACUGAAACCACAGGAAAGAGAGUUCAGAAAGAUGAAAACCUCCUCCUGAAUUGGCCGUUGAUGUCAUCCAUUAUAAUUUAUUGCGUUUUCUCACUGCAUGAUAUAGCUUAUACAGAGGUUUUCUCUUUAUGGGCUGUCAGUCCUCUAAAGCUGGGGGGUUUGAACUAUUCAACUGAUGAUGUUGGCAAUGUUCUUUCAAUAUCAGGUUUUACUCUUUUGCUCUACCAAAUCUUUGUUUACCCGUGCGUACAGAAAGUUUGUGGACCUGUAAGACUUAAUCACAUUUCAGGGGCUACAUCCAUACCUCUCUUGCAAAGUUAUCCUUUCAUAGCAUUGUUAUCUGGUUUCCCACUGCGCCUGUUGAUAACUAUUGCUUCUGUCCUUAAGUUUUGUCUCUCUGUAACUAUUAUUACUGGUUUAUUCCUUCUGCAAAACAGAGCAGUGGAACAGCACCAAAGGGGAGCAGCUAAUGGUAUUGCUAUGACUGGUAUGUCAAUUUUCAAAGCAAUUGGCCCUGCUGGAGGUGGCGCUGUAUUAACUUGGUCGCAAAAGCGGUUAGAUGCUUCUUUCCUUCCAGGUUCCCAUAUGGUAUUUUUUGUACUGAACCUAGUAGAAGUACUUGGACUGCUAAUGAUGUUCAAACCAUUCCUGGCUGAGAAAAAGAAAAGCCCAUCAGAACAGUUGCUGUAAUAUCAGUAAUCCCAUGUUGCCGUUGAAGCCUGAAGGGAUGAAUGAAACCAUUAAGGCCAGUGAAGCCAGAAUAGAGUGAGAAAGAGAGAGAGAAAAACAGAGAAGUG